This is a messenger RNA of Trypanosoma rangeli, 1296 nucleotides long. RefSeq lists its product as uncharacterized. The record is from RefSeq and is a predicted model, not a curated record. The coding region runs from base 1 to 1296 and encodes 431 amino acids. NCBI's taxonomy places the organism in Eukaryota, Euglenozoa, Kinetoplastea, Trypanosomatida, Trypanosomatidae. The transcript has a single exon.
AUGAAUGCAGAGGAUGCGCUAAUUCCAUGGUCAGCACAGCGUAUUCUUCCUUGCCUUGACCUUAAUCCGGAGUAUCGUGCUGAUUUACUUGCCACUGCGAGUCGUCUACCAGAUGUUGCCUCACGUACUUUGUUAUGCCCUCUCUUUUCUCACCGCCUACUUCACCAGUUCACUCAUUCCUCCGCCUUUGGUACUCUUUCCUUGAUGUGUAGCCAUGCACUGACGCACCAACGACGCCACGAAGAGGAGACCAGGGGUAGUAGCUGGAAUGGGGACAAAAACAGCGGAAGCGGCACUGAAGACGAAGUUACGUUUGCUGCCACAAUUACAAGUAGCGUAUUGGAAAAUUCAAUGAUGAAUUUAGAGGCUGCCCUGGUUCCACUCAUUGGUGAUUCGCAAGAGCAUUUACUUACUACUUUGAAGAAACGGUUGCGUGGGGCAGAGCAAAAUGUGUUUGGUGUUAACUUUCAUGACGAAGGUAAGCCAUUCAUGCCGGCUCGAAAGAGAAUAAGUCUAGUACCUCAGGGAAAAACAAUGGAGAAGGCUCGGGGGCAAGUGACUUUGCCUUACCGGCACAUACUUUCAAGAGCCAUGGCGUCAGAAACAAAUGUGGCACAAAGUGCAAGUAUUUACGACCGCCGUGAAUUGUUGGGAAGACUGGGAGAUACACCAGUUCCGUUUCAGGUGCGAUCACGUGAGGAAGUGAGGCAGCAAUUAAGAGGACAAAAGGCUUUGGAGACGAGUAUGACAGUAGUUCUUCCAGAUCAUGUAGUUCCGUUGCCGCUUUGGAAGCGGCGGCGAAAAGAAAUGGAAGAAAAUACUGAACAAGAAACUUCUGCCGUUCCGCCCACGGCGGUUACUUCUUCAACCUCGAAUUCUGCGCAAGAGCCUUUUGUAAAUGCAACCUGGGUAAAAGAGGGAGAACUCAUACUCGUCAACGGUCGUCUUGUUCAUCGUGAUACAAGAAAACAAAGUGAAAGUGGUGCUAAGGAGGAGAAAACAAGUGAUUUAGCGACAGAAAGAGAAGUGGGUCCUAUGGAGAAUUCAGAAUCGGCAAAAUCGGGUAAAAAGAAAAAAUCAACCGCGGAGUCUGCGCAGAAAAAGAGGACACCCAAAGAUGGGUGUGGUUCUUCUACCUCUCCACGAAUUGGUACGGUGAGUGCCCAAGGCGUGCCACUGAAGUCUAGAGAAGAACUUUUGGUGUUGGUGAGGUCUCUUCAAGUCUCGGAUGUUCUGCGGGCAGCCUUCUUGAUUGGGUUAAAUGAUAAUGAAACCUCUAACAUGGAAAAGGAAUGA